This is a messenger RNA of Oikopleura dioica, 387 nucleotides long. The record is from the annotation of a GenBank genome assembly. Lineage: Eukaryota; Metazoa; Chordata; Appendicularia; Copelata; Oikopleuridae.
AUGAAACUUUUCGCCAUUUUCGCCGCUGCCGCCACUGCUCAGUCUCUCGGCAACGAGACUCGUAUGUACGGAGCUGAUGGUGCUGCUGCUGGAAGUGCUUCUGCAGGAUGCCAGGGCCCAGUCUGCGUUGCUGCUGUUGAGGCUAUCGAAGCUGCCACUGCUCAGUUGCACGCCGAUCAAGAUGCUACCAGAGCUGCUCACGAAGCUGAACGACAGGACAAACAACUUGAGCAACAACAGAUCCAGGCUGAUUUCGACGCUGCCAUGGCACAAUGGCAAAAUGAGACUGCUGAAAUGAACGAGAGACAUCAGCUUGAUUGGCAAGCGUUCGGUGAUGAAUGGGCUGCCAUUAACGCCGAGUGGGCUAACGUCGACUGGUCUUACUAA